AUGGGCCGUACUCCGUCUCUGUGCCUCGUCGCCCUGCUUUGUGCUCUUGCCUUGUCCUUGGCGGGCUUGGCUGUCCCCGCCGAAGCCGAGGACGUGUGCCCGCUUGGCGCCAUGCGUCCGGACUCCUGGGUUGCGGACCUGGUGGCGCGUCUGAGGUCCAUCGGCAUGCUUGCCGACCGCGUUGCCUACCUCAAGCAGGCCGUCCUCAACGACACCCGCUCUUUCACUGGCAAGCAGAUUGGCUCCAUCCUCGGCACCAUCACCCUGCAAAGAUACACCCUUGAGGCAAUGAGCUUCCUGCAGCCCUACAUCUCUGGGCUGACCAAGGACGAGUUCAUCGGCGUGCUUCUCCUCUUCGGCAUGGAAGAUGCGCGAUUGGCCGUGCUGCCCUCGAUCAAGGACACGCUCUUCAAUGCUUCGGAGGCCAACAAGCAGGAGAUCGUCAACCGCUGCUUCGGCAUGUCGGCGAAUCGCCAGAAGGCCAUUGCCAUCCUCACGCCCGUUCCAUCCAGGGACUGUGUCUUUGGUAACAUGCAGGAGGACUCGUUCUCCAUCGUCAUCGACUCGUCGGCCGCGAGUAGCAGGAAGUUCUUCUUCAACGGCAAGGCGUACACCCGCAUGUCAUUCGUGGUGGAGCACCUCAACAAGACCCUCGCGGAACUCAAGCCCACGCAGAUGUUCUACAUCAUCAGCUUCUACUCCGGGCCCUACCCCCUGUUCCGCCAACCGGUCUAUGCCACCCCGCAGAACAUCGAGUAUGCCCUUGGCGUCAUCAACCGUUGGGGUCCUAGCUCCUCCACCGUGAGGGACUGCUACGGUGGCCUCUACGCCGGCUUCGCUUACAACCCGACGGCGACGGCCAUCUACUUCGUCUCCACCGGUGCACCCUCUGCGGGCACGCCCUCUGAUCAACUCAUUUACGCCUCCAUCCCGCAGUGGAACCAGGCUCGCUCGCCUCAGUACCAGGCGCGCAUCUACGCGACCGCUCUCGUCGCUGGCCCGGACAGUGAGGCCGACAAGCAGGCCGCCAUCACCUUCAUGUCCCAGGUGGCUGGAGUGGGCAAGGGCGUCCUCCGCGCUAUCGAUACCCAGUAG
Messenger RNA from Acanthamoeba castellanii str. Neff, 1095 nucleotides. Its product is annotated as von Willebrand factor type A domain containing protein, putative. The record is from RefSeq and is a predicted model, not a curated record. The transcript is spliced from 5 exons. Bases 1 to 1095 code for a protein of 364 amino acids. NCBI's taxonomy places the organism in Eukaryota, Discosea, Longamoebia, Acanthamoebidae.